Molecule: messenger RNA, 559 nt
Organism: Fusarium redolens
Lineage: Eukaryota; Fungi; Ascomycota; Sordariomycetes; Hypocreales; Nectriaceae
Exons: 1
Coding region: 95-310 (71 amino acids)
Source: RefSeq, a predicted model, not a curated record
CAACGGAUCUUUCGAUGCCCGUUUUUUUCGUGGCAAUUGGGUUCAUCCUUCUUUAAUCUCCCCUUGGGUUAAUGCAAGCCUCGAGAAACCGUCUAUGACUCUGGUUGGGUUUCUGUGUGUUUCCUUUGUCAGUGUCGUCCACAUUCUUCUGGAGACUGCGGACGCUAAAAUCUGCAUGCUGUCAGGUACCCGAACUUUCAGUGUUGAUCGUGCGAUGGUCAUUGGCAGGGAUCAACAAACACACAGGACUGGAUGUUUUUGGAUUCAGUGUGGUACCAAAACAGAAUGUUCAGGCUGUGCAAUCCUAUAAACGGCAUUUGAUGAACCGAAAGAGGACGAAAGAAUACUCAACAGUUAAACAAUAUUACUUUUCUUGCUCCAAAUAUACUCUCAAUCGAGAGUGAAGAAAGGAAACAAUAGAAGACAACGUCAGAUGUGUAAGUUGGUGGAGUGGAAAGUUAUCGUGAGGGGCUUCUUUCAAGCAGACCAAGGAAACAAUUCCCACUAAAACGGCUUCUUCGGGUCCUUGGGGGUCAUGAUCCUACCAUUCUCAGUCUAC